Neoarthrinium moseri is the source of this 819-nucleotide messenger RNA. RefSeq lists its product as uncharacterized. The coding region runs from base 1 to 819 and encodes 272 amino acids. The transcript has a single exon. NCBI's taxonomy places the organism in Eukaryota, Fungi, Ascomycota, Sordariomycetes, Amphisphaeriales, Apiosporaceae. The record is from RefSeq and is a predicted model, not a curated record.
AUGCCUCUCACCCCGUUGGUGCUCUCCCCGGCACUUCCGUCCGAGUUACUCACAUAUAUUCUGGACCAUCACGUGUACCCUACUACUCUCAUCGUCUGCUUUCCGCGGACAGAUUUCCUAGACGCUCUUGCCAGGGGAAUCGAACAUCAAACUGGUAUUCAUGAACAUCAACCACCCCUAGCAGCCGGGUCCAGUGGCCAACCUCUAGACGAUGUGCCGCCAGAGGGGCUUCCACCACCACAACAAACUCACGCUCCCAACCAUCAACUCCUCUCCUCACCCCUAUAUCAAGUUGCCAUAUCUAGGCACGUGCGCACAGUCUUCAUACCCACCGUAACCCAUCUACGGGCCUACCUGUCUGUCUUCUCACCGGAUGCCUCCAAGAUUCCCGCCCCGCCAUCAGAUUUUGCCCCUGUCGGCAGAAGACCGCCGCACCUGCUAGUCUACGGGGCGGUAGAGCUGCAUCGGGACACGAGCGAGUGGAGCGCUCAGGGUCUGGGGAGCACUGCCGCGGCCCUGGUAGAGACGGGACAUCGGCUUGGAUGGCGCGUUGUGCUGGCUGAACCGCCGGGGCAGCUUGACGACAGUAUGAUGGCGGACGAGGACGAGCAGCGAGCUGGGGACGCCGAUGCGUUUGCGCAGCUGCUGAAAGAGAACAUGCCGAUUCUAAGCGGCAGCGUGAGAAGAUUGGGACUGGAUGGUGAGCAGGGCGGCGGCUGGUCAGGGAGGACGGUAGAAGUUGGUAGAGUACUGAGUCGAUGGUUUCGGUUUCAGAGAGGGGACUGGAACGACUAUAGGGACGACAACUUUCCGAAGUGA